Molecule: messenger RNA, 1380 nt
Organism: Colletotrichum higginsianum IMI 349063
Lineage: Eukaryota; Fungi; Ascomycota; Sordariomycetes; Glomerellales; Glomerellaceae
Product: Phosphatidylinositol transfer protein sfh5
Exons: 2
Coding region: 1-1380 (459 amino acids)
Biological process (GO): regulation of exocytosis; Golgi to plasma membrane protein transport
Cellular component (GO): plasma membrane; cytosol; cortical endoplasmic reticulum
Molecular function (GO): phosphatidylinositol transfer activity
Source: RefSeq, a predicted model, not a curated record
AUGUCUGCUCAGACUACCGACACUGCCGUCGCGGCACCUGCCCCAACUGCCGCACCUGCGCCGGCUGCCAUUCCCGAGUCUCAGCCUGCCGCGGCUGCGCCUGCCGCGGACCCGACUUCGGUUCCUGCUGCUGCCCCUGAGCCCACUGCUAUUGUCAAGCAACAGCAGCAGACCGACCAGGCCACUCCCACCGGCCAAAAGACAGAGUCAAAUGCCGAGCAGAAGCCUGCUUCCGAAAACCCCGUCGAGAAGACACAGACUCCUCUCACUUCCCUCUUUGAGAAGCUGCCCAACAUUCUGAGCGCAGCCAAGCACAAGGAGAUGUGGGGUGUUCAGCUCUCCGACAUCACUCACGUCCCCACCACCGUCGUCCUGCAGAAGUUCCUCCGCGCCAACGACGACGAUGUCUCCAAGGCUGCCGAUCAGCUCCAGAAAGCCCUGGUCUGGCGCCGUGAUACCAAUCCCGGCAAGCUGCUUGACGAGGUAUCCUUCGACAAGAAGAAGUUUGACGAGCUCGGCUACAUCACUACCCACAAGGACUCUCAAGGCAAGGAGACGAUCAUUACCUGGAACAUCUACGGAGCCGUCAAGGACAAGAAGGCUACUUUUGGCAACGUUGAUGAGUUCAUUAAGUGGCGCGCUGCUCUCAUGGAGUUUAGUGUUCGCAAGUUGGGCCUGGACAAGGUCCAGACCCCCAUUCCCGAUGGCGGCGAGGACCCUUACCAAAUGAUCCAGGUCCAUGACUACCUCAACGUCAGCUUUUUGCGCAUGGAUCCCGCCGUCAAGGCCGCCUCAUCGGAGACGAUUAGGAUCUUUGCCAUGGCCUACCCCGAACUCCUCGCUCACAAGUACUUUGUCAACAUCCCUGCCCUCAUGGGCUGGGUUUUCAAGGCCAUGAAAGUCUUCCUGGCACCCAAGACCAUCGCCAAGUUUCAUCCCCUCGGUUAUGGCAGUGAACUUGCCGCGGAGCUCCCCGCUUACAAGGACUCGCUUCCCAAGGAUUACGGCGGAAACGGCGAGGGCAUCAAAGUUACCGGCCAGACCGUCAAGCUCGCGGAAGCUGCUGUCCCGACCGAGAACUCUAUCACUGACGCCGACCCUGCUCCGGCGGCUGCUGCUGCUGCUUCUCCGGCUACGGUCGCUGCUUCUCCCGCCCCUGUCACCGAGGCCAAGUCGGCCGAGACCAAAGCUGUUGAGGCCGCCGCCGUUCCCGCCGUUGCGACUAGCGAGUCCGCUGCCGCUUCCCAGCCGGAGAUAGCGCCCGAAGCUGCCCCCGCCGCGCCCGCUGAGUCCGAGAAAACAGAAGUUCCCAACGUUGCCGACCUGAACAUUACCGAUAAGGCAGAGGCCAAGGAAGAGACAAAGCCCGUCGCUACCUAA